UCGCGCAUUCGCCCGCGCGACAUUCAGCAGCGCGCACGCGUAGCACGCGCGAAUUUCGAAACGAAAAUGAUGCUCGCCGGAGCAGAAAUUGUCGACAAGAGUGUCGCGUUCAGUUCUGAUGGUGUGGUGCUGCCAGCUCCUGCCCCGGCAGCUCCUGCCACUGCCGCUCCUGCCAUGGCAGUAGCAAUGCCCCAGGCUGCCCCGCAAGGGCUCUCAAGGGUGCCGGCGCGGGAAGCUGUGGAUAUGCACUUCAGUAACAUAACGUGUACUGUGAAACUUGGAAUUAAUAAAGGAUACAAAGAGAUUCUCCAUGGCGUCCACGGGCGCCUCCGGCCGCGGCAGCUGGUGGCCAUCAUGGGGCCUUCAGGCGCCGGCAAGUCUACAUUACUGGACGUUCUGUCCGGCUACAGGGUUACUGGGGUUGGAGGAGCGGUGUUCCUUAACGGCAGGGGCAGGAUCAUGAAGCAAUUCAAGAAGAUGUCGUGCUACAUCCAGCAGGACGACCGGCUACAGGGGCUACUUACCGUCGGCGAAAAUAUGUCCAUGGCUGCCAACCUCAAACUACCCACCAAGAUGGAUGCCUACGAGAAGGGGGAGAUCAUAGAAAAUAUUCUCACCAACCUCGGCCUCUACGAACACUCCAAUACCCGCGCAGCACAGUUAUCUGGUGGACAGAAAAAGAGGCUCAGCAUAGCUCUGGAGCUUAUUAACAACCCUCUUAUUAUGUUCCUCGAUGAGCCCACUACAGGCCUCGACAGUUCCUCGUGCACACAAGUAGUCCAGCUCUGCAGCAGUCUCGCCCGGCAAGGCCGAACGAUCAUCUGCACCGUUCACCAGCCUUCGGCCUCGCUCUUCGCGCUGUUCGACCAAGUAUAUGUGCUGGCCGCCGGACAGUGCCUCUACCAGGGCACCACGCAGAACCUGGUACCAUACUUGGAGCAGACGGGCGUACCGUGCCCCAUCUACCACAACCCUGCUGAUUAUGUAAUCGAGCUAGCAUGCGGAGAAUAUGGCGAAGACAAAAUCCAACUCCUAACAACCAAAUCAGAGAACGGGCGAGCACUUAACUGGUUCGACAACCCCGAGUCCAUCCCCAGCAUGGAGGCUCUGAGGAAGCAGUUCCCCUUGAGCGUGCUCAAGGCCCAGGAUAGGGGGUCCAGCAAUGAGGAGACGCCGCAGUCCAACCAGAGAUCUGUGCUGAUCAGGACAGGGUUCCUUAAGGCCAAACGAGAUGCUACCAUGACCCACAUCCGCGUCCUGGUGAAUAUCCUGGUCGGCAUAAUGCUGGGGAGCCUCUUCAUCAACGCGGGCAACGAAGGUUCCAGGGUGUUGGAGAACUAUAACCUGCUGUUCGCCAUACUGAUGCAUCAUAUGAUGUCGCCGAUGAUGCUGACUAUUCUUACAUUCCCCUCAGAAAUGUCGAUCCUGUCCAAGGAGCACUUCAACAGAUGGUACUCCUUGGGAUCCUACUACAUUUCCAUAACUCUCGUCGACUUGCCUGUAUCUAUAGUAUCAUGCUUCGUGUUCAGCGUGAUAGUCUACAUUAUGUCUUCGCAGCCGCUAGAGCUGACCCGGUUCGCUAUGUUCUUCGCGAUAUCAAUGUACACCGUCCUGGUGGCGCAGAGCUUCGGACUCAUGAUCGGAGCAGUCUUCAACGUAGUGAACGGCACAUUCCUGGGCCCGUCGCUCUCCGUCCCCAUGAUGAUGUUCGCCGGUUUCGGUGUGACGCUGCGAGACCUGCCCUCCUACCUGUACUGGGGAUCCUAUGUGUCCUACCUGCGCUAUGGGCUGGAAGGAUUGAUCAAUGCCAUCUACGGGAUGAAUAGGCCCGUACUCGCUUGUGAGGAUGAACUAUACUGCCAUUACAAAUAUCCCAGCAAGUUUUUGAAGGAGAUUGCGAUGCGAUCGGACAUGUUCUGGUGGGACAUCCUCGCGCUGACCGUCAACGUUGUUGUCUUAAGAAUACUGGCCUUCUUAUUACUCAAAUGGAAACUGAAUGCAGUGCGAUAAAUUUUUGUACGGAAUUUUUGUGUAAAUUGGUUGGGUAGUAGUUGAACCAGUCUAGCUCUAAAUUGUGUGACAAAGUGACAAUUAUUUAAUAUUUAGUCAAGUAAUAUUGCCUUAAAGAACUAGUAGCAAAUAGCUGUCUUAGAUACAUAUUUAUAACAAGUUAAUUUGUUCAUUUUGUGUUAUAUAAAAAAGUAACACAAAAGACCGCGGCCGGCAAAACGUCCCACUUCGUUGCUUGCCAUAAGGAUAAGAUUUGCUUAUAUCUUUAUACGAAUAACCUGAAAAGGCGUCCUUAUGGCAAGUGACAAAGUGGGACGUUUUGCCGGCCGUGAUCACAAAUAAUCUAUUGCUAAUGAAGCUGAAGCUUCUUGGUAAAAACAUUCCAUAAUAUUAAUAAAAAAAAAAAACAAACAAAUUUUUAUUUAAGAUUUAUUCCAAUGGAAAAUGUGAUGGUUAGAUUUUUAAUCUGUGAUAUUAUUCCAUGAUGUUUUUUUGGUUCUACUUCGUUAAGAAUGGACGCUUACACAAGGAAUUUCGUACAUAGACCCUCCUGAUUAUAUCUCUGUCGCAAUUGAGUAAUUAUAUUGGUGUCCCACUCAUGAUAUCAUGGUGUCCCACUCAUAAAGAGAAAAAAAAAUGAUGCCGGCGGCCAAGGACACUGUGCGAGCGGGACAAUGAAAUGCGCGUGCGAUAGAGAAAGGAACAAGCGGGUCAAUUUACGAAAUUCCUUGUGCAAGCGUCCUUUCUUUAGUUUCGUGUCAAACCCAUGAAAUGUCUACUACAAUAAUAAAAUUGUCUCUUUGAUUAGUCGUAAAAAGACAAUAGAUGUCUUGAAGCGUCUAUGUUGUACAAUGUCAUUUUACAUUGACAUUUAACAGUCUCGAUAUGUUGACAUUUACCGACUUUAACAAAAAAUGACUUAAAAUUAAAUUUAUUUUUUACAUACAUAAUGCCCAAGGAUUAGGGUUAGGUAACUAUAUAGUUCGCUAGAGCAUGACCAAGAUAUAACUAUUCAUAGCAUGCAGUGCUAAUGUUAUUUAUAAGACAAAGUUUCAUAAAAAAAUUACGUUUAAAAUAACUGCAGACUUGUCUUGGUCUGACUCUAUGAAAGUACUUGCCUAAAAUAUACUUCCAAAGAUUAAGGGGUAAUUUUAUUUAUACCUGUUUUACUAUUAAGUGUAUAUUGUUGAAAAGACUUGAGGCUCAGGUCACAAUACAGGGUGUAAAUUCAAUACGGGCUAACAUUUAAACAGUGCUUAGAAGUAUUAGAACAAAUUGAAUUAUUUUCAGAUUUUUUUUAAUUUGUUUAUAUUUGAAGUAGAAACACUACUAUAUAAAUUAUAAACUUAAAAUAAAUGUCAUAUACUAAGAAAAAGUGACCAAGGCCUCCAGUGCCCCAGGCUGAGCAAGUGCAAGACGGUGCAAGUGCUAUUUUAAACGUCAAACUUCUAUGAUAUUAUGACGUUUACUUAACACUUGCACAGGCUGGCCUAUCAAUAUCGCUGCCAACUUAUUUCGGUUUGACUGUAAUUAAUGAUUCUAUAUCUGGUUUAAUUUAUCGCCCGUAUUCGAUUUACACACUGUAUACGCUUAGGUAUAUUUGAUUAGUUUUACUUAAUGUUAUACGUGACGAAACCUGUUAAUUAAGUAGUAAUAAUUUUGGAGCGCCUCUAAAUAUACAAAAAAAAACUGUAGUUUUGUUUAGACGUUAAGAGUCUCACGAAUACUCCGCCAUAAAGCCGCUCCCAAUACAAUCGAAGUUACUCUCUCAUCUCAAUAGCACAGUCGCCCUCAGAUAUAUCAUAUCAGCUGAGGUGCCUACAAAUAUCUGAACACGCCUCUAUUGUCAAGGCGUUAGAGUGCGUGUUCAGAUAUUUUAGAGCACCUCGGUCGCUCCGAUACAAGUCGAAAUAACAUGAAACUUGCCAUGAACAUUUUGAAGUCCACAGGAAGCUCGGCCGAAUUUCACCUUCCCAUACAAACUGAGUUUUAUUGUCAUUUUAAAAUUACUUGUUUGAUUGUAAUGAAACUUUGCACAUACAAUGACUUGAAGUAAAUCUAGGACUUUUUUUUUAUGUAAUAGCAGCCUGAUGGGAAGCAGUCAUCGCCGCCCAUGGACAUAAGCAACAUCGGAGGAGCCACUUAUGCGUUGCCAACCUUUGAGAACCCUAAAAACCUGCUUCUUGAAGAACCCCAUGUCAUAGCGCAAGGGAAACACCUCAGAAGGUAGCUCAUUCCACAACUUGCACGUUCUGGGAAAAAACGAGCGAGAUGCCCGCUUGUUCUUGGUUUGCGAGAAAGUGAGGAUGAACUUUGUUUCUUUGGCGGGAUGUGCGGUGAUAAAAACGUGACGGUGGCACCAAUUCAAAAAGUUCUUCAGAACAUUCCCCAUUGUACAGACGGUAGAACAGGCAUAGAGAGCCAACGUCUCUCCGAAGACUGAGGGGUUCCAAACCGACUGUGAGAUCGGGGUCACCAACAAUACGAACUGCCCGACGUUGGAUGGACUUAAAUUAGUUUAUAUAGCUCCACCUUAUAAAACAAAUGAAAUAAAGCAAAAUCAACGCCGGUGUGAGCGGCGAGUCGAGAGGUUUCUGCCCGCUUUCUGCCCAGUGGCUGAUAAUAGCCACUGUGCCAGCUCGCGUCUUAUGCAUAUUUCACUUCCAUCCCUAGAGCAAAUAGCUCUAACGCCUCUGGCCAACGAAGGCAAGCCAGAGUUGUGAGUCCUGCACCCUCCCUUUGGGGUCCACUCCAACCGGCGAAGACACGCUGGAGACGGAGACCCUGACCGACUCUUAUUUAUUAUUUAUUUUGGGUCUUAGUUUAUGUUUUUUACAAUAUGAAUAUAAAAACACAUUGUAAAAAACCUAAACUUAGGGUGUCGCCAGCAGCGGGGUAGGGCCCAAGCUGCCGGUGGUCAGGGCCGCAGAGAGAGGAACCGGCGGACUAUCCGCGCCGUGUCCAAGAUGCCUUCUGCAUCUGACCCUUGAUCCAACCACCUAGCGAGAGUCUCUCAAGGUGUUGGUAUCUGUCUAUUAUUUAUUAUUAUUUCUGUAAGUCGUUUUAAAAUGAGAGUAACAUUAUGGUUGCGACUAAGUUCGUGUAACUCUUAAAUACGUAGCUCGUAUGUGGUUAGUAUUUUUAGGUAGUUUUCCAAGUUUAUGUUUUACAUAAUUCAAUUGUACCUACAUCGUCUGUAGGAAUAAUGUAUGCACACGUCUGUGCUUAUUUUAUAUAUUUUGUUCUAAAUUAUACAGGCGGUUUUAGUUGCUCAGUAUAUAGGUCAUAUUGAGCAACUUUUACUUGGGAACCAGCCCCGAAAUCGCGAAAAAAAAUUGGGUUUUCAUACAUAUUGAACGGACUGAUGUUGAUAUUUUGUAUGGGAGAGUCCAUUUUUUGCGAUUUUGUUGAAAAUUUGACCUAUAUAUUCACGCCGUAAAUUAUUGCAGGUGAUUAAAAAAAACCUGUAGAUAUAUUAUCUGCUCAAUUAUAUUAUUUAUUAUUGUAUAGGUUAAAUAUUUAUAAUAAGGGAACUUGACAAGACAUUUUUAUUAUAACUUUUGUACAAAAAUACGUUUACUGGUAAUUUUUUAUGAUUAUUAAUAAAUAUUUUAAAAUCAUAAA
Molecule: messenger RNA, 5634 nt
Organism: Cydia pomonella (codling moth)
Lineage: Eukaryota; Metazoa; Arthropoda; Insecta; Lepidoptera; Tortricidae
Product: ATP-binding cassette subfamily G member 4
Exons: 11
Coding region: 67-2010 (647 amino acids)
Cellular component (GO): plasma membrane
Molecular function (GO): ABC-type transporter activity; ATP binding; ATP hydrolysis activity
Source: RefSeq, a predicted model, not a curated record